AUGUUUUCCCUAUUGUUCUUCAUGUCUGGUUUUCCUGUUUCACACAGCAAUCCUGAAAUUUACCUACACUGCCACGAUGCAUUGUUCGAAUGUGGGAAAAUCUCCGUCGGAUAUCCUUUCUUCGGAGGUAAUCGAGGACGAGAGUGCGGGCUACCUGGUUUGGAGCUUCUCUGUCACGAUGCUACUGAUACUACCACCAUUGAAAUCGCUGGUGUAAAAUAUCAGGUGCUGGACAUCAGCCGCGAACGCCAAACCCUAACGAUUGUGAGGGAGGAUUUGUUCAAACAUGACUUUUGUAGACUUCAAACACCAAUCCGAGAUUUCGUUAUGGAUUCAGAGCUGUUUGAUCCUGCUCCUGGAUAUACCACCAAUGUUACCCUGUCUUAUGACUGCCCAUCUUCAGUCCCGUCGAAUCUUGGGCUCUUCCAUUGCGAUGAUUCAAAAUACAACAGUGUUUCCGUAACUACAGAUGUUGUCGGCGCAGAUGGAUGUUCAGCUCGUGUUACUUUUCCGAUUGCCAAUCCUUCCGGGGGAAGAUUUCAGUUUCACAACGAAUCUCACCUGCUUUCAGAGGCAUUGAAAAAAGGGUUCAAGGUGAAAUGGAAGUAUACCCCAACAAAUGGUGGAAACACGUAUAGCCAAGGAGGCAAUGCCAAUAACAACCGUCUCAAGCUUGGACUUGGAAUAGCCGGUGCAGGUGCAGGUUCAACAAUUGCCUGUAUACUAAUUGGAAUCGGAAUUUUACGUUUCCGGCAACGACGGCAAAAGAAAAUCGCAGCCCAGGUUACGAGCAGAGACCUUCUAACAUCUCAAUCAACUUCCACAUCUCAAUCCAAUUCUUCAUACUCCACUUCAAAAUGUGACAUUGAAAGAGGAAGCACUUACUUUGGUGCCCAUGUUUUUAGCUAUGAAGAACUUCAGGAAGCCUCUAAUAAUUUCAGUUCUUCUAAACAACUUGGAGAAGGUGGUUUUGGCACUGUUUAUUACGGUGAACUCAGGGAUGGUCGUAUAGUGGCGAUUAAGCGCUUAUACGAUAACAAUUUCAAGCGUGUAGAUCGGUACAUGAACGAAAUCGAAAUCCUCACUCGCAUUCGUCAUCCGAAUCUCGUGAUACUCUAUGGAUGUACCUCUAGACGUAGUCGAGAGCUUCUCCUUGUUUAUGAGUACAUUCCGAAUGGAACCUUGGCUGAUCAUUUGCACGGAAAGAGAUCGAACUCCGGUUCGCUUACUUGGCAUGUUCGUUUGAGCAUCGCCGUCGAGGCGGCACUGGCAUUGGCUUACCUCCAUGCAUCGGAGAUCAUACACCGUGACGUUAAAUCGAAUAACAUUCUCUUGGACAACAAUUUCCAUGUGAAAGUGGCUGAUUUCGGGUUGUCACGAUUGUUUCCUAACGAUGUUACGCACAUCUCGACUGCUCCGCAAGGCACCCCAGGUUACGUCGACCCGGAGUAUCACCAAUGCUACCAACUUACCGAGAAGAGCGACGUGUAUAGCUUCGGAGUUGUCCUGAUCGAGCUAGUUUCGGCGAAACAAGCAGUGGACAUCCACAGGCAUCGACAUGACAUAAAUUUGGCUAGCAUGGCAAUCAGCAGAAUCCAAAAUCAGGCGUUGCAUGAACUGGUUGAUCCGUCUCUCGGAUUCGAGGAUGAUUGUGACUUGAAAAACACGGUAACGGCGGUGGCGGAACUGGCGUUUCGCUGUUUGCAACAGGAGAGGGAGAUGAGGCCAUCCAUGGAAGAAGUGUUGGCGACAUUGAAAGAGAUUGAGGAUGGGGGAUCAGAAGCUGAAGUGGUGGCUAGUAGAUCGGAUGAUGUUGGAGCGUCGAAGAGCAUUCCUCCUCCACUUUCCCCGGAUUAUGAGACGGAUAAAUGGGUACAGAUAAGAUCGAUGUAAUCCUGAGUUUUCUGCAAAUGAACAUGAAUUCUCUUAGGAGUUUUCUACUGUAGAAAGGGAAAUACUUGCUCAAAUUCCAUCAGCAAAACUGAACUGCUCUGGUUAGAGGAAUUGGGAAAUAAUUCAGAGGAUGCGCUGCUCUACUGGAACAGCAUUACCUUGUAAAUUGUAGUGAUGUAACAAAUAUCAUCUUCUAUUUUGAACUCAAUUUCCCCAUUUACAUAUUUCCCCCCCCACGUCGUGCAUGGAAACUGAAGCACACUUUUAUUUCCCCCACUCGGUAUG
Hibiscus syriacus is the source of this 2178-nucleotide messenger RNA. Its product is annotated as LEAF RUST 10 DISEASE-RESISTANCE LOCUS RECEPTOR-LIKE PROTEIN KINASE-like 1.3. Lineage: Eukaryota; Viridiplantae; Streptophyta; Magnoliopsida; Malvales; Malvaceae. The record is from RefSeq and is a predicted model, not a curated record. Gene Ontology annotation, biological process: protein phosphorylation. The transcript is spliced from 4 exons. The coding region runs from base 1 to 1893 and encodes 630 amino acids. Gene Ontology annotation, molecular function: ATP binding; protein kinase activity; polysaccharide binding.